UUAGUUUUUUUUUGGCAAAUCUGGUUCGCUGAUGUUGAGAUCAAAAGAAAGUUAGUCACACAGAGAAGAAAGACAGUUAUUCUGGAGGGGUUCUAUCUUUCCUCUACCCAAUUUCAAGGAAAAGUUCGACCUAUUGAAGGAUUUACGAGAUGCUGAGAUUGGGUUAAAGUAAAAAACGAUAUCAGAUCGAAGCAAGGUGUUUUUUUAAUAUAAGGACCAAGAUUACAAUCAAUCCUAAUCAAUCUUAAUGAAACAGGUGUUUAUGAUAAUGAACUAAAGGAUGAAACUCAAGGUACUCAAAACGGAAACACAAGAAACUUCAAAUCCGAAAACUUCCUUGAGACGUCUUGCUUCGAUCAGUUGAGAUCUUAUUAUUUCUUGCAAAAUCAACAACAUGAGGUUAACAUUCAACCAUCAUCCCUGUCAUCACCAACGCUUAUCAUAUCGACAUCAACAUGAUGUCCUAUCUAACAUCAAGUUCCAAUCUCGAUAUAGUUCUCAAGCAUUUAACUCUCAGUCUGACUUACAGGAAUCAGAUCAAAAUCAAAGACUACCACAUCCAAACUCGGGUCGAUCAGCAACUAUGACGAGAUCAUCAAAUGUGACUUUCGAAACUAUUUCAGAUUUAUAUAAAUCGAAAACCCCAAUCACCAUGUUAACAGCUCAUGAUUUUCAAUCAGCUCGUUUACUAGCCAUGUCAUCAUAUACUUCGUCUCAGAAAUCAAACCAAAAUCAAACCUCGAAACGAUCGCUACCAAACGGUGUAGAUUUUUGUUUAUGUGGAGAUUCAUUAGCGAUGGUCUCACUUGGUUAUACUUCAACUAACGAACUAAGUUUAGAAGAAUUCACUUAUCAUCUGAAAGCCGUCAGACGUGGUCUAGAUAGUGUACUACAACCACCACCGAUUCAAACUAACGAGAAUCCAUACCAUUAUAGAAUGCCACUCUUGGUAGCAGAUUUACCAUUCGGAACUUUUGAAGGUCAAAACCCAGAUAGAGGAUUAAGAACGGCUUUAAGAUUGGUUUCAGAGGCAAGAAUUGAUGCAGUGAAAAUCGAAGGAGGACUUGAACAAAUUCCAUUAAUCAAAAUUUUAAAACAAUAUGGAAUUCCAGUGAUUGGUCAUCUUGGUUUACAACCUCAACGAAUUGCAGGUCAAGGAGGAAUGAAAGUUCAAGGAUCAAAAGAAAUCGAAUCAGCAAGAAAUAUCAUUAAGACGGCUAUUGAAUUAGAAUCAUCAGGUGUAGUUGGAAUUGUAUUAGAAGCCAUACCUGAAAAACUUUCCAUCGAGAUUCAAAAAAAGUUAUCGAUUUUUACUAUAGGAAUUGGAGCAGGACCAUCAGUUGAUGGACAAGUUUUAGUCACAUCAGAUUUAUUAGGUUCAUUAGAUUCAAUCAAACCUCGAUUUAUCAUGGAUCAUCCUUCAAAUGGUUAUCAUGUUUCUAAUUUGAAUCCUAGAUGGGAUUUAGAACUUCAAAUCAUACAUGAAUAUAUAAAUCAAACUCGUUCUAAACGAUUUCCUAAUCCUAAUGGUCAACAUUCUUAUAAGAUGAAUUCAUCAGUAUUUAAUCAAUUACAAUCGGAGGGAUGGACUUAGGUUUGUUUUUGAAAACUUUUAUCAAUAAGAUUGUUUAUAGAAAGGAGAUUCCUAUAUAGAUUUUAUAGUUUUUACCUAUUUAUUUGACGAAUCAUUCUGCAUGAAUUAUAUAUUUCUCUCCCAAUUAGAUUUGCAUCAUCAUUAUUUUUUUUCUACUUCAUCGCCUUACUGUGCCUACUUCAACUAGAUGCACAAAAAAGCAUUGAAUUAGUCUAUACUUAUACUUGUAUUUCAAAAAUGGCGUUGAAUUACUUUCAAAAAGGAUGUUGAAAUAGAGAGAGAUAUACCCACUUGC
Messenger RNA from Melampsora larici-populina 98AG31, 1889 nucleotides. RefSeq lists its product as uncharacterized. Gene Ontology annotation, molecular function: magnesium ion binding; 3-methyl-2-oxobutanoate hydroxymethyltransferase activity. The coding region runs from base 395 to 1594 and encodes 399 amino acids. The record is from RefSeq and is a predicted model, not a curated record. NCBI's taxonomy places the organism in Eukaryota, Fungi, Basidiomycota, Pucciniomycetes, Pucciniales, Melampsoraceae. Gene Ontology annotation, cellular component: mitochondrion. Gene Ontology annotation, biological process: pantothenate biosynthetic process. The transcript has 2 exons.